Molecule: messenger RNA, 2277 nt
Organism: Archocentrus centrarchus (flier cichlid)
Lineage: Eukaryota; Metazoa; Chordata; Actinopteri; Cichliformes; Cichlidae
Gene: primpol
Product: primase and polymerase (DNA-directed)
Exons: 14
Coding region: 276-1865 (529 amino acids)
Biological process (GO): replication fork processing; error-prone translesion synthesis; mitochondrial DNA replication
Cellular component (GO): mitochondrial matrix; nucleus
Molecular function (GO): DNA-directed DNA polymerase activity; chromatin binding
Source: RefSeq, a predicted model, not a curated record
CAGACCCCGAGGCCUUCUCCUGGACAUGUCCAGAACACCUCAUCCAGGAGGGGCCCAGGAGUCAGAUGCCCAAACCACCUGAACUGGCUUCUUUUGAUGUGGAGGAAUAGCAGAUCGACUCUGAACCCCUCUUGGAUGACUGCACUCUUCACCCAAUCUCUAAGGGAGAGGUUGAAGGAUGACAAGAUGCCUAAAGGUCACUGAACUGUGAUUGUGUGAGAUUACUGUGGGUACAACAGAGAAUCUACUUCUAAGAGUUUAAUACGCACUUAAAGAUGAGUAAGUGGGGAGCUCGAGUGCAGAAGGUUGAGCAGCUUGCGCAGUCGUUCCAACUAAAUCCUCUGACGACACCUUACAAGCCUCGACUGUGGCCGUGCCAGCCCUCUUCUGUCUGGAAACUCUUUCCUCGUCAAAGCGUGGCCAUCAGCUUCACUCAGAGCUGCAAAGAGGAUGUGCAUGUUUUUGCACUUGAAAAAGAAAAGGCGCCUGUAGGUCAAAGGAUUUACCUGGUUACUAGCUACACUGAGCUUUGGUAUUACUACAGAACUUACACCCAGUCUUUGAUGCACUGUUAUGAGGUGAUACCAGACGGUGCUGUAUGCAAGCUCUACUUAGACUUGGAGUUUCACAAACCUUCAAACAAAGGAUCUGAUGGAAAAACUAUGGUGUCUUUGCUUAUCCAGUAUAUCUGUGACAAGCUAAUGGAACUUUAUGGGACUGAAUGCUCUGCAAAAAAUGUCCUCAAUCUCGACUCAAGCACUGAGGAGAAAUUCAGCAGACAUCUCAUCUUCUGUCUCCAACACGCAACUUUCAAAGACAAUAUACAUGUUGGCAGGUUCAUCCAUGCAGUUCUUCAGCCCAUCCUAAACAAAGCCAAAAGUAGAAGCUGCCUUGAUAAUGAAAUGGACUCUGUGACAGAAAACAGUGAAACACGUAGAACACAUGACGCGAGUCCAGAGAUGAAGAGGCGUAAGCAGGAAGAGAGAAACCUCAGCUUCCUCCGGGUGAAAAACAAGGAUGGUCAAGACUGCCUCUUUGUUGACCUUGGCGUCUACACAAAGAACAGAAAUUUCCGGCUUUACAAGUCAUCCAAAGCGGGGAAGAACGCUGCAUUCACUGUGGCAGAAGAUAACCAGUUCAUUGUCAAACCUGAGAAGGGAAUUUCUGCAGAGGAAAGCAUAUUCUUGGCCUCCUUAGUGUGUAACGUGAGUUUCACAGGUCAGAGGAUUCUUACGUGGGACAUCCCAGAAUCAAGUGAACCCAAAAUCUCCCCCACUCAUUGUCAGCAAAGGUCAACUUCAGACUCAGGUACACUUUCUGGCUUCCUGUCAUCCCCUCACCAAGAAGUGGACACCUUUGUUUUAACAGUGGUUAGAAAGGAUGGGAUACAAGGAAGCAUAAGACGAUGGAACUACUUCGCUGCGGAACAACUUCUCGUCUACGACAUCGCCAAAUACCGCUGGUGUGAAAAUGUGGGCCGGUUUCAUAAAAGCAACAACAUCAUGAUCGUCGUGGAUUUGAAAGAGGAAGUGUGGUACCAGAAGUGCCACGAUCCUGACUGCAGGAACUUCAGGUCCUCGAGUUACCCGCUGCCACAAGAGAUCUGUAUCAGUUACAUCUUGAAGCUGGAUGAGGAGGACCAGGCAUACCUAAUGGAUGAUGCUGGCAACAUUGAACUCAGCCAGAAACCAAAGUGUGCGGGCCCACAGAGCACGGUUUGCCCAGAGGAGGAGAAAUCUGAUGUGUGGGGAGAUGAACGGGAUGACCAAGACUAUUUGGAGAGUCUGGACGAUUUUGAACAAAAGAGUGAGGAGAUCUCAGACCAGCUCCUACUCAAAUGUAUGGCAGAUUUUGAUUCCCACUAGAGGAUGAGGUCUGUGUUGUUUUGCAGUAUUAUAUCAAAAAUGAUGGCAGCACUUUAAGCAUUGUGAAAAACUGUAAUACUUGAUUACAAAUCUGUUUUGUAAGUAGUUGAAGGUGUUUGUACUUCAGCUCAAGUGGAGAUCCUUGACUGCCCGCUCAUGUUUGAAAUGAAAAUCAACUAUAAUAUAGUUGAUAAAGGAAGGUAGAGUAGAGCUGCUGCUCUAUAAAAGUACCUGGAGAGAACCCACACACACUCCACACAGAAAGGCAGCCUAGAGUUCAAACGUCAGCCUGUGGAUUUGAACCUAGGACCUUAUUGCAGUGAGAUGACAAUGUUAACAUCUGCAGCACCAUGCCACCAAAUAAAAGCCAUGUAUCAAAAGCUAAAUAUUACCAGAACAAAAGUAUUUAUUU